This is a messenger RNA of Puccinia triticina, 330 nucleotides long. RefSeq lists its product as uncharacterized. The record is from RefSeq and is a predicted model, not a curated record. NCBI's taxonomy places the organism in Eukaryota, Fungi, Basidiomycota, Pucciniomycetes, Pucciniales, Pucciniaceae. The transcript has 3 exons. The coding region runs from base 1 to 330 and encodes 109 amino acids.
AUGCAGUUCCUGAAAUUAAGCGUGCUCACAUUUCUCGCGGCUACCCUUGGACCAAUCCAAGUUUCGGGCAGAUGUUAUGGCAACAAGCGUCCGGUCUCCUGGUGCAUGUCGUAUCGAGAUGAGCAGCAAGGCCCGACGGUUGUCAGCAAGGAAUGCAAGCUGCAGCUGACCCCUCUUGACGGACGGUGCGAACCAGCGAUCAGGCCGCGAUCGGUAGGCCGGUACUGCUGCCCACCGGAUGUUCGACCUAAUCCUGACGGAUCUGUAGAUUGUAACACAUUCGGGCCAUACGCAAGUUGUCAGGUUGAAUGCAAUAACUGCACUGGAUGA